Messenger RNA from Dichomitus squalens LYAD-421 SS1, 726 nucleotides. RefSeq lists its product as uncharacterized. The transcript has a single exon. Lineage: Eukaryota; Fungi; Basidiomycota; Agaricomycetes; Polyporales; Polyporaceae. The coding region runs from base 1 to 726 and encodes 241 amino acids. The record is from RefSeq and is a predicted model, not a curated record.
AUGGUGUCUAAACCUCUCAUCGUCGUAAUUUGCCUUGAUGAAGAAGGCGUCUCGGAAAUCAUCAACGACCGCCUGUACACGGUGCUCGCGAGAAAGGAUGAGGUCCUCAAGGCGACAUCCCUUUCCGAGGCACGCCGUCACCUCACGAGUACCAUACGACCCCAUGCAGUCAUUGUCGCUGAUGACGCCGUGACGUAUCCUAGAAAUCGCGAGGUGCUCUUGCGACUUGUCGAGUAUGCCAAGGCGGGUGGCACUGUCGUCUAUGCCGGGACUUUCAGCUCCUCGGUUCGUCACCAGGAUCUCGACUCCAUGUUCAAGGAUGUAUGGGGCUUGCCAUGGCGGGCAUUCUCUUUUGCCACCACGACUCACACCGUCAAUCCUCGCGUCCAAGGUCUCAAUCCGAACGGCCUCGUCAAGCGGUAUGUGGUCGAUGCGAACCACAUCGAUCACGUUGCGCUUGAGGACGCCGUUUACCUCCCUUCCUCUGUUGUCAAGAAGCUCCGGAAGGGGGGCCACCAGUCAGCUGGCCAGACAUAUCGGACCCCUGCGGCGUUUGCCACUGUCGGCCGCGGUCGCGUCGGAUACAUAGGAGACAUCGAUGGGGACGAUGAUACAACGAGGCUCGUGAUCGCCAUGUGCUUCUGGCCUGGCUCUCGCGCGCCAGUUCCUCCAGGUGACGGCGUCGCUGAAGUGGUGAGUAUCCUAAUGUCCGUGCAGGGCCUAUAA